UAGACUGUUACCAGAUUUUCUUGGUUACUAGGUUUGUUGUCAUUAAACUUCACUUCUCCACUUGUGUCAAUUGAAAUGUUUUUAACCAAUUAUUUUGUCUUUUCUCAACCCUUAUACAGCAUAGCAACUGGACUCAUAUUUUUAUUUGUGUUCAAUUUUCUUGUGACAACAAUCAAAAGAUUAUUCCGAUUACCACCUGGACCAUGGGGACUUCCAAUUGUUGGUUAUUAUCCAUUCCUGAAAGACGAAAGUUACCUUCAGUUUGAUUCUUUAUCCAAAAAGUAUGGACCAGUUUAUAGUUUAAAGUUGGGACAACAUGAUGUUGUUGUCAUUUGUGAUUGGGAUCAUCUUAAGUUAGCGUUUGCUGAUGAGUCUCUACUCGCUAAGCCCCAUGAACUGUUUUUUGAAGGAAUAAUCAAAUAUCCGUCUUUCGCUGAGAUGUCUGGGGAUGAUUGGCGCUUUCAUAGACGUGUUUCUUUGCAUGUACUUCGUGAUCUUGGUCUUGGUACGAGUAAAAUGGAAGAGGCUAUAAGAAGGGAAAUCAAACAAUUUUUACCAACCAUUGGUGAGGGUAAAGUUGACUUUUUUACGAAACUAUUACCCAGUGUAUCAAAUAAUAUAUCAAUCCUGCUGUUCGGUCACAACUUUAGCUAUUCGGAUCCAUACAAAAUCGGUUUAGAUGAGAACAUGGAUCGUGUUAACCAAACUUUUCAAUUUGCUGGAUUGAGUACAUUUUUACCUUGGCUUGUCAAAAUAGCGACUGCUCUUGGAAUGUUUCGUGUAAGUGUGAUCUCCAAGCAUGUACAUGCUGUUGAAGAUUUGUUGCAAAAAGAGAUUGAUAAGCAUCAAUCUGAAUCAAGAGUAAAUGAAAUAGAGGAUUACAUUGAUGGUUACUUGGUGGAACAAAAAAAUCGUCAAAAUAAAGACAGAAAUGAUGAAAUGUUUAGCAUGGGAGUUUUAAGACGUAAUUUGACUGCAUUUUUCGCUGCAGGAUCCGAUACUGUCACAAGUACACUAUCAUGGGCAAUGAUGUAUUUGAUUUACUAUCCUGAAUAUCAAGACAAGAUACGAGCUGAAAUAGCCGAUGUUAUUGGAUUUGACAGAGAACCUGUUUAUACGGAUAGGAAUCGAAUGCCUUUCACAAUGGCUUUUCUUUAUGAAGCUCAACGCAUUGGUUCCGUCAUUGCUGUAAAUUUACUUCGUCGAGCUUCAAGAGACACAAAGAUUGGUAAAUACAAUAUUCCCAAAGAUACUAUUGUAAUCUUCAAUUUAUGGAGCAUUCAUCGAGAUCCAAAACUAUGGCCUGAACCAGAAAAAUUUGAUGCCAACCGAUAUCUGUCUGAAGAUGGGAGUAAAGCUAUCAAGCCACCUUACUUGGUUCCCUUUAGUGGAGGUAAAAGGAUCUGUCUCGGUGAAGGCUUAGCCAAUGUUGAAUUAUUCUUGUACCUUGUGAAUAUUUUACAAAGAUAUCAGGUUCGAUACGACCCAAGUAUAAAACUAUCACUCGAAGCAACAUUUGGAGUUUCAAGGCGACCGAAACAUUUGCCUCCUCUUAUUUUUGAAAAAUUGACCAAAUUUUGAAUUUCUGUCAAUUUAAUAUUGUUUCGCUUUUUGUUUAUGAAACUUUGAAAUUCGUUGAUCAUUGGUUGCAUAUCCAGCUACAGUAUUACCUUGCGUUUUUUAUUUCAUGAUUUAAAAUUUUCCAUUUUUUCUGUUCAUAAAACAAUAUUUAACCGAAAAUGCGAAAAGAUUUUUCCGUAUAUUAAUACAAGGGUUCAAAUCAAUUCAUAACUUUUGUGUCACCGUGAAAUCUAAAGAUCGAUAACGUUUUAGGACCUUAUUUUGAUAUAACCAACUCAGGAUUGUUUCUUGUUGUUUCACUAGCCAAGUUUUUAUUGGUAAAAAUGAGUUUCACCUCAUUCUCUAUGAGCCUAGAUCUGCGAAUGAAUUUUCCGUGUAUCGAAGUGGUCCCUUGUACAGAAACAGAAACAGUUACCUCCUGAAACAAAUGUAUUUUCUGAUUGAUCAUCUAUAAAAUCAAUGAAAAAAUUUAUCUCCAAAA
Molecule: messenger RNA, 2062 nt
Organism: Tetranychus urticae (two-spotted spider mite)
Lineage: Eukaryota; Metazoa; Arthropoda; Arachnida; Trombidiformes; Tetranychidae
Product: cytochrome P450 2H2-like
Biological process (GO): xenobiotic metabolic process
Cellular component (GO): cytoplasm; intracellular membrane-bounded organelle
Molecular function (GO): iron ion binding; oxidoreductase activity, acting on paired donors, with incorporation or reduction of molecular oxygen, reduced flavin or flavoprotein as one donor, and incorporation of one atom of oxygen; heme binding
Source: RefSeq, a predicted model, not a curated record